CUAAAUCUUAAAUGUAAACUAACUUCUCUCUCUUGCCUCUCUUGUUAUCUCUCGCACUCAAAAGAAAAAAAAUUAUUUUAAAAGUCGCUCUUUCUCUCUCUCUCUCUCCAGAAAACCGGAGUCGUUUUGAAGUCUUUGGUGUGAUCAAAUCGCAAUCAUCAUUUUCUUCUAAAUUGUUCGUUUUUCAAAUCCAUAGAAACAAUUAAUGGCUGAAUCGGGCGAAGAACCGCAGCAGCAACAACAAUCAGUGAUGAAAGAGUGCAUGCACAAAACCAAGACUAUACAGUUCUUUGGUCGAACCACGCCAAUUAUCCUCCAAAACGACAAUGGACCUUGUCCUCUCCUCGCCAUCUGUAACGUUCUUUUGUUGAAGAAUGAUCUAAAACUAAGUCCAGAUACAGGCGAAGUAUCACAGGAGAAAUUGCUUGCACUGGUGGCUGACCGGUUGAUUGAAUCUAACAGUAAUGUCAAUAUGCAGAAUAAAGAUGCAGGGUAUGUUGAAAAUCAAGAGCAGAAUAUCGCAGAUGCUAUUGAUUUACUUCCACGCCUUGCAACUGGGAUUGAUGUAAAUAUUAAGUUUAGGAGGAUAGAUGAUUUUGAGUUCACACGGGAGUGUGCCAUAUUUGAUCUACUUGACAUUCCCCUGUAUCAUGGUUGGAUAGUUGAUCCCCAGGAUUAUGAUACAGCUAUUGCAAUUGGGUCCAAGUCCUACAAUUCUCUGAUGGGGGAGCUUGUAGCACUGGAAACCAUGGGAGGUGAAAGUAAAAGUAACUCUGAAGAAGAUUGUAUUGAUUUUGCUGCUGCAACAACUGCAACUCUGGGAGUUCCUUCUCCAUGCCUUUCAAAAACCAAAUCUUUUGAUGAUUCUCCCCAUUCGACCCCUGAUCAGUCAACAGGAAGAAAAGGGGAUCUUGAGGAAGAAGAAGAGCUAUCGAGAGUCUUGAAAUUGUCAGAAACUGAAAUGCCAAUUUCAUUGGGUGAUUCUCGUGCACCAAGUGUUAGUGGAGUGACUAUGUCUAUCAGUUCAGAUGAAAGUACAUGUUCUAAAAAAAUAUUGCCUUCAGAUACUGUACAUACAUUAGAGGGGCACAAUGGUGAUAAGAAUCAAAGUUUACAUCCGCCUGAAGCUUCCAUGUCAGAUAAUUUCACUGCCUUGAGCAAUCAGGGUAAUAAUAACCUCGCAACUUUUGAGAGUGUUUUAGGCAGAGAAGCAUGUUCAGCCUCAAAGACUGAUGGGAGUGUUAUACUUGAUCAGUCAUCGAAAAUAACAUCUGUAGAUCAUAUCCUCUGUAACAAUUUGGUUGAGAAGAGUGGUGUUGAAACAUUGGUCCAGGUUGAAGAAGCAGUUUCUCUUUCUGCUGGAAAAGAUGCCGCAUCUAUGGUGGAGACACAUGUGGAUAUUUCUCAAGGGGAUGCAAAAGUUGAUAAUCUAUCCGCUUCUGCAACUGAUGUCCAUGAACCAGUUGAUAAUCUUAGUUGGUGUAGCACAGAAGAAGUUUCAUGCCUAUCUGUUCCUAAUGCUGAUUCGGAUUCAUCUAGUGGCAGAAUACAGCACACAGAUUUGCCUGAAACUUUUACUUCAAGUGUUGAUGACAGUGAACCCAUAUAUGAAGGAGAGGAAUGUAUAUUAGAUUCAGGAACUGGCACAUAUGGAGACCGGGAGCCUGUGUAUGAAGGUGAGGUGAUUCUUGCAGAGCAAGCUGACAAAAGCACAUCAGAUGCUGCAAGGUCUAAGGAUGAAAUUACUUCACAACAAGGGGAACUUAUCAAGAACUUUUUGAAGAACAAUGCUAGUCAAUUGACCUUUUAUGGCCUCUUUUGCUUACAAGAUGGUCUUAAAGAAAGAGAACUUUGUGUUUUCUUCCGUAAUAAUCACUUCAGCACCAUGUUUAAGUAUGAUGGUGAGCUAUAUCUUUUAGCGACAGACCAAGGUUACAUCAAUCAGCCUGAUUUGGUCUGGGAGAAACUAAAUGAGGUCAAUGGAGAUACACUUUUUAUGACGGGUAAUUUCAAGGAAUUUAAAGUGGAAAGUCAUGCAAAUGAUCCGUGGGAUGAACAUGGUGCUAUGGCUAGUACUGCUGACUAUCUUGCCAGCAUUGAUACUGCAGCACAAGCAGGGUUAGAUAUGAAUUCUGAUCUACAAUUGGCGAUAGCUCUGCAGCAGCAGGAGUUUGAACAACAGCCACAACAUUCUAAUUCACAACCGCCACCCACUAGUGGCAGUUCAAGACUGAUAACAGGUCCCCAGGUUGCGAGAAAUGGUGGCAGAAAUUCUUUGUCUUCAACUCCCAAGCCUGACACAAAAUCGAAAGACAAGUGUAGCAUAAUGUGAAUUUGUCAUUCAGGCAGCUUGGAUGUUUUUACUGUAAAUGAUUUUUCCCAUUGUAUCUGGUGAUAUCAAAUAAACCCCCAUUUACUGUUAAUGUGACUUUAGAUCAAGUUUUUGACUGUAUAAAAAAAGUAUAUAGUACCAGAUUUCUAGGACCUUUAAUUUGAUACUUCUCUUUUGCAUCUAAGCAGUUGUGAUUUGAUGAAAUCGGCAGAUUUUAAAAGACCAAUCUGUGUGUAUAUGAGAAAUUGCAUAGGUCCCAUGUGGGGGAGCCAUUAGUCUGCCCAGCAAUUUCACCCUCAUGAUUAUCUCAUCCAGCCCAGCCUACUGAUGUAACAAGUAAAUGUA
Pistacia vera is the source of this 2677-nucleotide messenger RNA. RefSeq lists its product as uncharacterized. The record is from RefSeq and is a predicted model, not a curated record. Gene Ontology annotation, biological process: protein K48-linked deubiquitination. NCBI's taxonomy places the organism in Eukaryota, Viridiplantae, Streptophyta, Magnoliopsida, Sapindales, Anacardiaceae. Gene Ontology annotation, molecular function: cysteine-type deubiquitinase activity; cysteine-type carboxypeptidase activity; K48-linked deubiquitinase activity. Bases 206 to 2332 code for a protein of 708 amino acids. Gene Ontology annotation, cellular component: cell periphery; cytosol. The transcript is spliced from 12 exons.